AUGGUGUUGGGCGAUGGUAGUGGGCGGCAUGCGCUGCGUUUGGCGGCUCUGGCCGCUUGCAUCGUGGUGGGAGCCCUGGCCCCCGAACGGUUGGAGCCCUGCUCUGCAAGCCCACUUUGUUCCUGCAGGACUGCGCAUAUGUCCUGCACAGCCGUGCCAUUGCAUAGAUUUCCAGAAUGGCCUCGGAUAGAGCUUCAACACUUAGAUAUAAGUAUGUCAAAUUUAGAAAUCAUUACUGAAAGUGCACUGGAUGGAUUGCAUUUACAAACAUUAGUUUUAGUAGCGAAUAAACUACACUACAUCGAAGCUCAUGCGUUAAGCUCAAUGGCAAGUUCCUUGGCAUCUUUAGACCUUGGUUACAACGAAUUUACAGAAAUACCGGAACAAGGUCUAAAUGAUUUGAGAGUUUUGAAUUGGUUAAAUUUACAAAACAAUUUAAUAUCACAUAUCGGACCAGAAGUGAGAUGGCACUACUUAGAAGAUACACUAACUAGUUUAUCAUUGAGUAAUAAUCAAAUAUCACAUUUGAAACCCCAAGCUCUUUCCACUCUUACUCACCUGUUGCAGUUAGACUUGGAGGGCAAUUAUUUACGCAGUAUCAGUUAUGAUUCCUUGCCUCAGUCCCUAACGGUCCUAAAGUUAUCGAAUAACUUCCUCUACGGCCUCUCCUGUGAUUUAAUGUUUAAUCUCCCUAGACUACAAAUAUUACACCUCCGUCAUAAUUUAAUUACUUUUCACACGAAUGGCACCUGUCUACACAAUAAAACAAAACGACUGGAAAAGUUGGAUUUGAGUAAUAACAAAUUAAAAGAUGACGUGGAAAUCUACCUAUUUCGAGAAAUUCAAAUCAGACAGAUAAUUUUAGACCUGAACGAUUUGAUCACGAUACCUAAGUCGGUAUUUCUGAACAAUCGAAUAGAGCGUUUGUCAAUUUCCUAUAAUAAACUGACGUCGAUAUCUCGAGACUUAUUUAUAUCGUUGAAGAACUCGCUGGAGCAUUUGGAAAUAGAGCACAACAAAUUGUCCUAUUUGCCGGACAGUCUAGCGCAGGUUUUGCGACUGCGUCAUUUAUCUUUAGCCUACAAUGAGUUGGAGGAGGCACCACCAUUGCCGGCUCGUAUUCAGACGCUGUCGCUCGCCGGGAACUUUCUAACUUCCAUGCCUUCCACCCUCCACGCUCUCGAGCCCGGUUCGAUUCGUUAUCUCGACCUUAGCUACAAUAAGAUAUCUAAUUUGCUACCCAAUGAAUUCCGAGAUUGGUCGACUUCCCUGGGGACUAUAAACUUGAAAGGUAACAGGAUUGCACAGAUAAAUAAUAAUGUAUUUCCUGUUAGCUUGCCAGUGAAAGAAAUCAAUUUAAGCUUUAACGACCUGUACUAUGUACAUCCACAGUCGUUCUCUAAUUUAUCGGGCUCUCUGCACGUUUUAGAAUCGUCUUCAACGCUCUUCAGUGGCUACUUUCCGAUCGAAGUCGACGAUGGGUUUGAAAAUCUCAGUUGGUUGUCGUUUGACAAUAACGAUUUUCACAUCCUUAAAAUGAGCGAGCUUGCAGCGUAUCCAUAUCUAAAGUAUUUAAAUUUAGAUUACAAUAGAAUUAUAGAAAUAGUGAUAGAUGACCACAGUAGUAAUGUUUCUUCGAGUAUUAGCAAUUUAAGAAUGUCCUACAAUUUUCUAAGUUCUAUAAACAAACAAAGUUUUAGCCGUACCCCAGAAUUAACAAAUUUGGAUUUAUCAUUCAACAAAAUCAGUAAUUUGACGAAAUAUACCUUUUCAAACUUAUCUAAUUUACGAUAUUUAUCUCUCGCGAGCAAUAUAAUUGACUCGAUGGAGACAAAGACAUUCGCUAAUUUACCCAAACUGGAGAUACUGGAACUUCAGUGUAACAACUUAAGUUAUUUGUAUCUCAACUCUUUACAUAAUGUCUCCAACGAAUACGUAACUUUUACUAUAAAUGUAAGCAGAAAUAUAAUAAGAUUUAUAGAAGGAGAUACUCCAAUUUCCAUUAAUAUUUUUGACGGCUCUUACAAUGAUUUUUACGAGGUGCCAACAAAUUUUUUUAUCGCUGUAGAAUAUACGAUAAGACAUGUCAUACUAUCUCAUAAUAAAAUCACACACAUUGUAAGUGAAGCGUUCGGUCAGUCCGCCUUCCUAGAAAUUUUAGAUUUACAUAAAAAUAGCAUUAGUGUAAUUAAAAGAAAAUCAUUCUCCGAUUUAGUGUCUUUGCAAAUAUUAGACCUCUCAUUCAAUGCCAUAUCGCAGUUAUCUGUGGAACAAUUUUAUAAUUUAAGAAAACUGCGAUACUUAAAAAUGGACCACAAUAACAUUAGACUGCUGCCUAGGGAUAUCUUCAAAAACACUAUAAUAGAGCAUUUAGAUUUAGGUUUUAACGAGAUAUCGCUGUUUCCGGUCACAGCUCUGUCGCAAAUAGGUUUUACAUUACGACACCUAGAUUUCACUGGCAAUAGGAUAGAAUAUUUGGACGGUAACAUAUUUCGGAACACACAAUUCCUAUCAAGCCUGAGCUUAGGAGGCAAUCUGCUAACGGUACUAUCUGAUAACACGUUUUCCAGUCUUGGUGGCUUACGUCGCUUGGACUUAAGUUUCAACUCUAUAAAGGCAAACUUUAAGGAGCUGUUUCACAACCUUCCCAACUUAAGGCAUUUGAAUCUUGCAAACAUAAGUUUGAAGUCGGUGCCUUAUCUACCUUUAACGAACUUAACGAGUCUCAAUUUGACUUCUAAUUACAUUAACAGUUUUAAAGAGACUGAUGUUAAACGAUUAGUGAACCUUCGUCACUUAGACAUAAGCCAUAACAGACUAACUUCUUUAGUGCCAAAGAUGUGGAUUCAUUUGAGAAAUCUCAAGAUAUUAGAUGUUUCAUAUAAUCCCGUUGUUAGAAUAACGCCAAAUAGCUUUAAAGGCUUGAACGACUUAUCACAUUUAAAUUUAAAUGGUCUAAAAUACAUUGAUAUAAUUGACCAAGAUUCUUUCCGUCCCUUAACUUCCUUACGCUCCCUGCAUCUUCAAACUUGGUCCGCGAUAAAUCAUUCCACUUUCCGGCUCGCUAACAUUACUUCCUCGCUUCCUUCACUGUAUAAAUUAGUAAUACAUUGGAAAGAUAAAACAAUGAAUGAGCAGCUGCACGGAAUUGACGCGAGAAAAUUACGAUAUUUAGAGGUAAGGGGCGUCAAUUUGGAGAGGAUACACGAUGAUGCAUUCGAGCCUUUCGCAAGCAGCCAAGAGAUAUUCAUCAAAAUAACGGAGACGUCGAUAUCAAAACUUCCUCCUGCAUUUAUGAAGCACCUCGGGCAAAUACCACAACUAGGCAUAGACAUCAGUUACAAUCAAAUCGCUAGGCUUAAUCCGGCUAUCUUCUACCCGAAUUUUACGAGCUGGAGUCACGUAGCGACAAAAUUGCUUUCAGGUGGUUUAAUUCUCACUGGGAACCCGUUACGCUGCGAGUGCGGUUUGGCCUGGCUUGGGGCGUGGCUUCGCAGGUGGUUGCAAGAGAACGAAGCUGGCUCUGAAUUAAGACGAGCUGUCCACAGUGCUACCUGCACUGAUCAGGCAGGGCGACACGUGGCCUUGUUGCAGCUGCGCGCGGACGAGGCCGAGUGCCAUGCUAGUGCCCUCUCAAGCGACGCCCAGCCCAAUUAUUCUAGUUUCAUAUACCAAAUGACGUUUUGUUUGUGGAUUCUCAUUCUUAGGUGA
Messenger RNA from Pieris macdunnoughi, 3711 nucleotides. Lineage: Eukaryota; Metazoa; Arthropoda; Insecta; Lepidoptera; Pieridae. The record is from the annotation of a GenBank genome assembly.